Molecule: messenger RNA, 1320 nt
Organism: Urocitellus parryii (Arctic ground squirrel)
Lineage: Eukaryota; Metazoa; Chordata; Mammalia; Rodentia; Sciuridae
Gene: Sapcd1
Product: suppressor APC domain containing 1
Source: RefSeq, a predicted model, not a curated record
CUUCCUCACCUCAGAGCCAUGGGGAGCCAGGGUUCUGGUGGGCAGCCCCUGGCACAGGCUCCCUACACAGUUCUGCUGCUGCCACUGGGAACAAGCCGAGAAGACCCCGGGGCCCAGAGCUUUUUUCUUUGGCUGCAGAGGAUGCAGGCUCUGGAGAGAGAGCAGGAUGCCCUGUGGCAGGGCCUGGAGCUGCUGGAACAUGGCCGGGCCUGGUUUGAAGACCAUCUGAGGGAGGCACAGCAACAGCAGCUGCAUCUGGGAGCCCUUGGUGAGAAUUUUCUAACAGAUUUACACUCAGAGCCUGGCGGCCCCCAGUUAGCCCAAAUUCAAAAAGUGAACAUCUGUUUGCAGAAUCUGAUUCAAGGAAAGUUCUCCCCACAUCCAUUGAACAAGGACAGUUCCUGUACCACCCAGAACUGGAAGGAAGAGCCGUGGAAGCAGAACUUGUGGCAGCAACAGGAGUUAUCAAAGCAGCAGAAAGGAAACAUCCAGUCUCAGGAGGAGAUGGCUCAGCUGAGCUGUCUCCAGGGGCAGAGAGGCCCUACCCUUGUGUAAACCCUUCUCAAUCUAGUGAAGGAGCAGAACCUUCUCUCCUUAUUCUGUCUUAACUCGACAGCCUCCUCUCCUUAUUCUGUCUUAACUCGACAGCCUCCUCUCCUUAUUCUGUCUUAACUCGAUUGCAGUUCUUGGGUCAACAAAGUUCAUAUACCUUGGUAUAAUUUUAUCCUCCACUCCUAAAAAUUUCCAUUUCAUUUUCUUGAUGUCUCAUGCCCUCACUCUCUAUAUAUGAUAUGCAAAAAUGAUCUUUCUUUGAAAUCCCUUAGGGGAGAAGACAUGUUCAUUGAAACCAUCCUUCAGCUUUGAAUAGAAAAAAUAAAAUAGAAGCUGCUCCAGAGUUUAAAAUAAAAACAACUGUAUAAAUAACGCUUCCUGGCACUUACCUCCUUCCAAAACUAGUCUCCUCCCCACAUAUCUAUCUACCUGAGCCUGGGAGAGCAUGACUAGUUAAUGCUCCAGAUGCUACAGAGAAAUAGAGAUCAACUUUCUCAAAAAAAAAAAAAAAAAAUAUAUAUAUAUAUAUCUUUGGUUUCAUUCCCAUAAGGGUUAUAGAAAGUGCAUUGCCAGGAAAUCCACUGCCUUCUAUCCCAAUCUUGGUGUUUUUUGUUUUUGGAGUGCUAGGUAUGGAACCCAGGGCCUUGACCAUGCUAAGCAAGUGCUCUAACCACUGAAAACACCAACCUCAUGAUGUUUAAGAAAGAAAAGGAACCUGAUGCAGUGGCCCAUGCUUGUAAUCCUAGCUACUUAGGAGGCUGAUGUGGU